This is a messenger RNA of Serpula lacrymans var. lacrymans S7.9, 3285 nucleotides long. RefSeq lists its product as uncharacterized. Gene Ontology annotation, molecular function: RNA-directed RNA polymerase activity. Gene Ontology annotation, cellular component: nuclear RNA-directed RNA polymerase complex. Gene Ontology annotation, biological process: siRNA processing. The transcript has 13 exons. Lineage: Eukaryota; Fungi; Basidiomycota; Agaricomycetes; Boletales; Serpulaceae. The coding region runs from base 1 to 3285 and encodes 1094 amino acids. The record is from RefSeq and is a predicted model, not a curated record.
AUGUCUGGGGCUGCCAGUGCACUAGACCCCGUAGCCUUGGCUCGAGGAGCCUCCACCGAGUCUUUAGUGUCUACUCAGUCAUCACAUUACUCAGGCCUCGAUGAUAUAUCAGAUCUGAUGUGUCAAGUUCCAGAAGAGGCCUACUAUUAUUCCACAAACGACAGUAAAACGUCAAAUGGCGAUAGUGAUCUGGUCUUCACCUCAUCUCCUCAGAGUAACCCGCCUAGCAUACUGGGAAAACGCAGAGCUGAAGAUCCUCGUGACUCAGACUGGUCUCUGCCGUCCUCUUCUAGCAGGAGUAGAAGGACCGACGAAUCUUUUGAAUCCUCGGCUGAGUCUGCCGCCAACCCAAAUGUACCUUUUAUAAUUGCCCACUCUCCUCAGUUGCAAAAGUGCUUUGAUGCACGUCAAAUCAGCUAUGGAGUACAAUGGUUAAUUGCCCGUUCAAUUACUAUGGGAGCCUUAACCUACGAUAACAUCAACGUCCCCGAUCUCGAUAAACUCAAAGGGAGUAACGAACAGGCCUGCCCUAUGACACAGCAAAUAAUCCGCCAGACUAUGCAUAAAUUAAUGAAUACAGAUAUGAAAGGGUAUUUUGUCCGAGAAACAGCAGCGAAGUCUCCGUGGAAAGAACUCGAUCGAGAACAAAGUUACUACGAGUGUCAGAAGCGUCAUGAAGGGUGGUACCCGGGAAAAGUCCAAUUUACCGCCAAGUUGAAGGCAGUCAACGACAAAAAGGCCAAUGCAGAAUACCGUAUUGUAUUAAACUGGCCCGAACUUGGUCCAUCCUCGCGUUUCACGAGACAGUUCGCCUCUAAGAAUUUUAUAAGAGUUCGAAUUGACAAGUCGAUCAUCAACACGAAGGACAAUCGCCUCCUUGAGUUCUUUUCUAAACGCUUUGUCCUAUCCGGUCUUGUCUUUCGAGCAUUCUUCGCUAAAGACAUGAAUGUUUUCCUCGUGGCAACUGACGAAACAGCUCCUGGCCUUGUCACGUCGCUGCCGAAGCAUGCUAUUCCGUAUCCAGUGUCGUUUUCGGAGUUCUUAGACUGGCAUAAUCCCAUUAUGCUUAACGCCAAACAGUCAAUGGCAAAGUGGGCCUCUAGGUUUGCUCUUGGGCUAUCUAACUCAGUACCCGGAAUUCUUCUGGAGGAAUCCAAAAUCAACAAAAUAGAAGACGAAGUUUCUGAGCGUCCAGAGGCAUCUGAUUUGACCGAUGGUUGUGGGUUCAUAAACAGAAUCGCGCUGAAAACACUGAGGAGGCAAUUUCUGUGGGACUCUUUUCCUACAGCAAUACAAUGCAGGAUAGCAGGUGCUAAGGGACUGCUUCUUUUACAUCCAGGUGACUUGGAAAAUGACUCGGAUGAUCCAGCUGUCUGGCUUCGUCCAUCGCAAAUUAAAAUCAAAUACUCUCCGGAUGCACCAGCCCCUGCAGGCCGCCUCACCAUUGACGUGCUGCGUUCGUCCCACAUGAGCUCCCCAUCCCGUUUAGCUGCAGAGACCAUUAUUAACCUUGCCGAGAACGGCGUUCCCCAUGAAGUUUUCGUGAAUUUGAUGAAGUCUGGUGUGGAUAGUAUCGUUGAUGGACUGAUGGAUUGGGAUGGGCCAGACGCCAUGUUCAGACUUUGGUUCAGUGUCGCCCGUUCAGGUGGUGUAGUGUCGGCCCGAAUGGCACGAGAAGUUGGCGGUGAAGCUCGCGCAAGGGGAUAUGGUGUAAAGGACGUUGAAGAUACGGAUGACGACGACUCGGAUGAAGCCCCCGUUUCGGCUGCAUGGUGGGGAGAUGAAGUAAGCGGGUGUCCGUCUAGUCUAGAAGAAACUGUGAUGGUCCUUCUUGAUGCGGGCUUUACGCCUGGUGACUGCCCCAUCCUCGCUGACAAGCUCAAACAUAUAAUCGACACAAGUGUGGACAAUUACGUUCAGCGAUACAGGGUCGAUGUUCCCAUGUCGUGCAUCGCAUUCAUGGUUCCUGAUCCCACCGGAACUCUGGGUCCGGGAGAAAUUCAUAUCAAAUCUUCGCAUCCUAAAUUUCUUUGUGAAGACGGUACGGAGACCGAUAUCGUCCUGGGGGAUGUCUUGCUUACCCGACAUCCAUGCAAACUGCCCACAGACGUGCAAAAGGUUAGAGCUGUUGAGAAGGCUGAACUGAGACACUUUAAGGAUGUCAUCGUCUGCCCAGUGAAGGGUACCAACCGCAGAUUUGCUGACUUACUGGCAGGCGGGGAUUACGAUGGCGACAAAGCAAUCGCCAUAUGGCAGAAAGAGAUCGUUUCGCCCUUUAAAAAUGCCGACCUUAAAUACUCCCACCCACCCGCCGAUCUUCCAGCACAAUUCUCCAAGAAUAAUGUCAUCGUUUCUGAUUUCCUUCGUUGCUAUCCUUCAUCAUCAUCUUCAUAUUUCCCGGAACUGCAAAAGUUUCUCUUAGGGGCUAUUCGUGACACUUCGUCCGUUGGGAAGUAUUCAAAUUUCCACGAUAACGCGAUAUAUACUAAGGGCUAUGAUCACCCCGAGACAAUUCGUCUCGCGUACAUGUUCUGCAGCAUCUUGGAUGGAUCAAAGACUGGUCUGACUGUCUUACCUCAUGUUGUGCAACGUGAUACUACAAAUCAUCAAAAAAGAUCACCGGCAUGGAAGGAGACUUCAGCUGAUCGGACACACUGGGAAUCAGGGAUGUCCAAUGAGCUAAACUUACCUCGACCCAGGGUCAUGCCUCCUUUCAUAAUGGACGUUGUCUUCUCGCAAUCUAAGCAGUACUGUGCACAAAAGCGAUCUGUCAUCGAGAGGAUGUUCAAAGACCGCUCGAACAGUGUCAUUGAUCACGCUUUGGUGAAGCCCUGGAAGGAAGCUCUGGACAGAGCAAAACGAUUUCAGCUGAAAAACGACGUUAUGGGUUCUUGUAUAGAUGAAGAGCUAGAUGCUAUUAUUCAUCACGUUGAGGAAAUGCAUCGCAUUCACAAGGACAAAAUUGGCGCGGGUCCAGGAUUUACGGACAAGCGUAUCGAACACCGUCAGGAUAUUCUGCGGUCGAUCGCGCAAGACUUUGCAGCGAAACCGGAUGUUUCGAAGAUGUGUUUUUUCUCCGAAGAUGAGGUUGCUCGUUUGAAGGCCUCGUAUGCCUAUCUGUACGAUCACAAACAGUCCUCGAGAGGGUGGGGACAAUUUCCGUGGGAUGUUGCAAUGAGAGAGCUGGGGGCUAUCAAAGCGAAGUUUCUCGGACCAUCGAAGACGGUUCAAUCAAGUUUUUAUGAUCGAUUUGUGCUGAAACAAUCCCAUCUCAAGCGAUCUUGA